UCAUAAACAAUUUCGCGUAGGUUAUCUCAUCGAAAAAUCGUAUCGCGAAAUCGUAUCGCGAAUGGCCAUAGAAAGUUGCUACUAGUCCAGAUUUUAUUCAAGAUGCAUCAAAGUGCAGAAAUUAUCUGCUGAUAAUUAAUAAACAAUCGAUUAAUGCGAGGUGUGAACAAUGCCGUGUACCGGUGUACAUAUAUAUAUAUAUAUAUAUAUAUUAACGUUGACGAACAAUAAUUAAUUAUCACUUCAUAACAAUGGAAAUCGUAUCGAAAAUGGUCCUUGAAUAUUGCUAGUGAUCUAUACUUGACAACAAAAUUGCAAAAGUGGAUGAAUUUUUCUUGGAAAGUUAGAAAAUUAUUGAUAAUGUUUACCAACAUUCGGUGGCGUGUCGCUAUCCUUGUCUUUCAUGAUCCUUUCUCUUUCUUACACAUUUACUUGAGCAGCUUGUGCUUCGGGCGAUAUCAUUUGUGGGUCCGUAAACGAGGCUUUUUCAAAUUUAUUUAUUUAAAUUGGAAUGGAUAACCAAUUGAAGCGUGCGAUUGUUUCUAACAUACUUUCGCAUGCUUAAAUAAUAUUUUUUAUUUAAUCUAGCAUGAAACUUGCAAGAAUAAAUGCAAUUUAGACAACGUUCGAUGCAAUACAAUAGUCUUACCAUAGUUUACAAAGAAUUCUUUGUAAAUAGAUUAUUAUUACAAAUUUCAAACUUAUAAAAUUUAGAACAGAGUAACAUACAAUAGUUGUAUUAACAUGAUACGUCAAAUACAACAAACUAACGCUUAAAACAUUCAAAAUACGGCAAGAUAGAAAAACAUAUAGAACUAUUGUUAACUUUCUUUAACAUCUUAAGUUGGAAUAAUUGAUCUAAAUAAUGUCUGUGGAUCAUAAUGAAAGAUAUAUUUUCGAGGCUGAAUGGUAUGACAAGAUAGCUACUAUCCUGAAAAAGUUCUACUUAUAUUAUUACCCCUACGACAAUACAGUAGAAUUGUUUGAUUUAAAAGCUAGAAAAACUUUCCUAAGAAGAACACAAUGCGAAGGUAUUCAAGCAAAGGACUUUUAUGUAGGUGCAGUCGUGACAAUAUUUUCAAGGAAUAUAAAAGUAUUGGACUAUGGGGAUUGCAUUACACGGACAAAACUGCAGACAAAAAUGCAAAAAACUUUCGCAAUUGUAAAGACAGAAGUUCUGGACAAGUUGGGUGAGAUACUAAAACGAAUAAUGUUCUGCAAUUUUCGCAUUACAAACAUUAAAAUGGUCAAAUUGACUAAAGAUGAAGCAGCAGCAUUUUGUCAAGAUAUGGGAGAUGAUACUAAUAUAGCGUAUAUUGUAAAUCAACUUACCUCCGGUCCUAUUGUGGCUCUUGAAUUAUUGGGUGAUCAUGCAGUUACUUAUUGGCUUGAAGUGAUGGGGCCAGAAGAUAGCGAGGAAGCUAGAGCUAAAGCUCCAUCCUCUCUCAGAGCAUGUUAUGGUAAAGAUAGCGUUCAUAACGCGGUGUAUGGUUCAUCGAACGAAGAAGCAGCUAUUAAGGAGCUACAAUUCUUUUUCCCCGAUUCAAAAAGUAAAUUGAGAGGACCUUCUAAUACAGCUACUUUAGAAAAUUGUACUUGCUGUAUCAUUAAACCACAUGCUGUUCAAGCUAAAUUGACUGGACACAUUAUCGAUGACAUUCAGAAAGCUGGUUACACCAUCUCUGCUGUGCAACAAUUUAAUGUUAACCAAUUCGACGCGGAAGAAUUUUUAGAAGUUUACAAGGGCGUCCUCCCUGAUUAUGGGGCAAUGGUAGCUGAAUUACAAUCAGGGCCAUGUAUCGUUAUGGAAUUAAAACACAAAGAUAAAAAUUUCGACGUUCAAGGAGAAUUUAGAAAAUGGUGUGGACCGAUGGAUCCGGACAUCGCGCGACAAAUAAGACCGGAUACGCUUCGAGCAAAGUACGGGAAAACCAAAGUACAGAAUGCUAUACAUUGCUCUGAUUUACCGGAAGAUGGAAGUUUAGAGGUGGAAUAUUUCUUCAAAAUUCUCGACAGAAGCUAGACACCGAAGAAUAAUGUGUCAAACAUACGUACUUUGUACGAGACAAAUCAAUUAACUAUUAUCCGAUACUUCUUCAUUAUACCCAUUGUUGUAUGUACAUUAAUAAAAUACAAACAUGCCACGCUUAACAUUCCAUCGAAAACAAUGUUAACGGACUGAACAAAUUUUUUAAUAAAAUAUUUCUAGAAUGUAUCGCGCAGCCAAAGAUGUGAAAUUUUUUUGUACACUUUUGUAAUAAAGAAUGCUUUAAUAACUUGA
Molecule: messenger RNA, 2281 nt
Organism: Hylaeus volcanicus
Lineage: Eukaryota; Metazoa; Arthropoda; Insecta; Hymenoptera; Colletidae
Gene: nmdyn-D7
Product: nucleoside diphosphate kinase 7
Exons: 10
Coding region: 866-2023 (385 amino acids)
Biological process (GO): GTP biosynthetic process; UTP biosynthetic process; CTP biosynthetic process
Cellular component (GO): centrosome
Molecular function (GO): nucleoside diphosphate kinase activity; ATP binding
Source: RefSeq, a predicted model, not a curated record